Meleagris gallopavo (turkey) is the source of this 2178-nucleotide messenger RNA. The record is from RefSeq and is a predicted model, not a curated record. Lineage: Eukaryota; Metazoa; Chordata; Aves; Galliformes; Phasianidae.
CCUCAUUUUCUUAACCCUUUUUUCCCCUGUGUCAAUCAGGUGUUGCCUACCAACCCAGAGGAAAGCUGGCAGGUCUACAGCUCUGCCCAGGAUAGCGAGGGACGUUGUAUAUGCACAGUGGUGGCACCUCAACAGACGAUGUGCUCGCGUGAUGCCAGGACAAAGCAACUGAGACAACUAUUAGAAAAGGUGCAAAACAUGUCUCAGUCAAUAGAGGUGUUGGACAGGCGGACCCAGCGAGACCUACAGUACGUGGAGAAGAUGGAAAACCAGAUGAGAGGACUGGAAUCCAAAUUUAAGCAAGUGGAAGAAAGCCACAAGCAGCACCUGGCAAGGCAGUUUAAGGCAAUAAAAGCGAAAAUGGAGGAACUUAGGCCUUUGAUACCAGUGUUGGAAGAGUACAAAGCCGAUGCAAAAUUGGUAUUGCAGUUUAAAGAGGAGGUCCAGAAUCUGACGUCAGUUCUAAACGAACUCCAGGAAGAGAUUGGCGCCUAUGACUACGAAGAGCUUCAGAACAGAGUGUCAAAUCUUGAAGAAAGGCUUCGUGCAUGCAUGCAAAAAUUAGCUUGUGGCAAGCUGACGGGGAUAAGUGACCCAAUCACAAUUAAAACCUCGGGGUCCCGCUUCGGCUCGUGGAUGACGGACCCCCUCGCCCCAGAGGGAGAGAACAAGGUCUGGUACAUGGACAGCUACCACAACAACCGCUUCGUCCGCGAAUACAAAUCCAUGGCGGAUUUCAUGAACACCGACAAUUUUACCUCUCACCGUCUCCCUCACCCAUGGUCAGGCACUGGUCAAGUGGUCUACAAUGGCUCUAUCUAUUUCAAUAAAUACCAAAGCCACAUAAUUAUCAGGUUUGACUUGAAAACAGAGACCAUUCUCAAGACUCGCAGCCUGGAUUAUGCUGGCUACAACAACAUGUACCACUACGCCUGGGGCGGCCACUCGGACAUCGACCUCAUGGUGGAUGAGAACGGGCUGUGGGCCGUCUAUGCCACCAACCAGAAUGCGGGCAACAUCGUCAUCAGCAAGCUGGAUCCCAACACCCUGCAGAGCCUCCAGACCUGGAACACCAGCUACCCGAAACGCAGCGCUGGGGAAGCCUUCAUCAUCUGUGGCACGCUCUACGUCACCAAUGGCUAUUCGGGAGGCACCAAGGUGCACUACGCCUACCAGACCAAUGCCUCUACCUAUGAGUACAUCGACAUCCCGUUCCAGAACAAGUACUCGCACAUUUCCAUGUUGGACUACAACCCUAAGGAUCGGGCCCUCUAUGCCUGGAACAACGGGCACCAAAUACUUUACAAUGUCACCCUCUUCCACGUCAUCAGGUCCGAUGAGUUGUAGUCCAUCCUUGUUUAGAAACUGAUUUAGGAAAAAAAAAAAAAAAAAAGGGAGAAAUGAAUAUAAGAAACAAAUGCUAAUAUUGAGGAAACACACUUUAAAUAAGUAAAUAAACAAACAGCUGCCAAAAUUAAGACCGACGUCAUGGAGGAUUAUUCAGCAUAGAGCUGACAGAUCAGCAUUACCUCUGCAUUUCUAGAAGUCUGGCCCCGCGUUAUGGACUCAUGACUAACCAUGUACUUGCAGCUGGAACUGCACCUGGAGAACCACUUCAGUUUGGGGUUUUGUUUUCUUUCUGUUCCGAUAGCAAACCUAUAGUGCGUACAAAAGAAGUAAGGCAAUGACUGUUGGAAGUUUAUCCUUGGGAGACUCGCUCUCUUCUGUGUGGGGGUUGCAUGGACCUUUUCCGACAUCGCGGGCAGCUGUGAUGGAUGUGUGAUUUGUAUUUCUAAGCAGAAAGCUGACCCGUGAGGAGCUCUCGCUGUCUGAACAAGACCUAUCACAGGUUAGUUUUAUUCGCCUUCCAUUGCAGCUACUGUCUCUCAACUGUGUUCUUGUCACUUAGAUUAACUGUGCUGAGACCCGAAGUAGCUCAUGGAUCUGUGUCUUAGUAACUAUUAAACACGAUGGUUUAAGUAUGUAUUAUGAACAAGUUGUUGUACCCAUAUUGUUUGAACUUAUGUAUUCAGCAAAUAUAUUGUAUAAUGUAUGUCUGUUAUUUACCAGAGGUGGCAAAACUUUGUAUGUCCAGUUUAUGCAAUGAAUGUUGUAAAUGCAAUGAUGUAGUUUGGAUUAAUAAAUGAUGGUUUUGUUUCUAAAAAGAAAAAAAAAAAA